Aedes albopictus (Asian tiger mosquito) is the source of this 3037-nucleotide messenger RNA. Its product is annotated as solute carrier family 52, riboflavin transporter, member 3-A. Gene Ontology annotation, biological process: riboflavin transport. Bases 923 to 2584 code for a protein of 553 amino acids. The transcript is spliced from 4 exons. NCBI's taxonomy places the organism in Eukaryota, Metazoa, Arthropoda, Insecta, Diptera, Culicidae. Gene Ontology annotation, molecular function: riboflavin transmembrane transporter activity. The record is from RefSeq and is a predicted model, not a curated record. Gene Ontology annotation, cellular component: plasma membrane.
AUGAAUGCAGUUAUCACCAAUCUGAUUGAACAGUGCAGUGUGAUGUAAUUAGUGUACCGAGAAGAGUUGUAACAUAAACCGCUGAUGUAGAGGAAAUUGUUUGUCGACUACGACGACGACUCGUGCUUCAGUGGAAAACGAAACGCAUCGCAUAUACAUAGUUGGAUAUCCAAAUCCACUCAAGCUGACUGUGUAAAUAGCUAGUCGCUGGGUGGUAGUAAGUGUGGUGCCGGCAUUAAGUGUCCAGAAGAAGGUGUGUGGUGCAGUAAAUCACAGCGCAGCGGUAAUGAGUUGUGAUUUGGAUGGGUAGAGGCUUGUGGACGUCAAAGAGGCAUUUUUGAACGAGUGAUAAGGAAUCUCCCACGGAAUUUACCUUGAAACCGGUGACUAAGGGAUUUCUACGCAAUCGUCACGUCACGUUGGUUGGUUCGGUAAGUAGAUACUCAGCAAACAGCUUGCACUGUCACUGUCUUGUGCUGAAAAAGUUGAGAUUAUUCCACCAAAACAACCUGAAAGUACUGCGCCAAUUGGAUUCACUUAUUAUCGCAGCAUUUGGGCACAUUAACAAUAUCAGUGUCUAAGGUCAGCCAGGCGAAUGUCUCCUUGUGAAAGCUGCAGCACCGGAGCAGCUUAAUAAAACGUUCACAAAUUUCACCAAACAGAAACGUGAUAAUCGUACAUUGUCACCAUAAAAUCCGCGACGGGCAUCUGGUUCCUUAUCUACACCGGUUAAUAGGCCUUUAAUUGCCGUUGUCGAGUUGCGUACAUUGUACGACUCAGCAACUGCGAUACGGUUUUAUACAAAACAAUACAACACACUGAUCCAGUCAGUCAUCAGGAGAGCCAGACAGGAGGGGACGGUAACCGUCCAUAUCACCAUUUGCGAAAACGAGCGCCAUAAUCGAGCCCACAGCGAAGAAGCAUGCGAAUCACAGCCACUGAUAGGACUUCGGCAGCGUCGUCGUCCGUGACUGGAGGACACGAUCAGCAGCAGUAUCACGACCACCAGUACGGCGCAGAUGACUUUGAUGGGAUUGCGCCGACGACGACGAUGACGGCGUCGUCGUCGAUAAUCGUUGAUGAGGAACCUGGCUUUUCAGUUGAUUCGCGUCGUUUGAAAAGUGCAAAUCUCGUCUCGGUUUCCGGAGCAAGUCCGACGUCGAAAAACGCGCCCAAAGCAGCCGAUGGUGAUUGCCUGAUUACAAGUCCUUCCUCACCCGCGCUGACCGAAAACUGCUGCCUGCUGCGCAAACCAAACGGUAACAACAUGAAGAGCAAACUGUCCGGCGUGCGAGGCGCGCUCCAGAACCGUAGCCUCCUGGUGGACCUGCUGGCUAUCCUGUUCGGUGUCGGAGCAUGGAUCGGAGUGAACUCGAGCUUUGUCCAGCUGCCGCUCCUGGUGGUGAACGCCCCCGAAGGAUGGAAUCUCCCGUCGUACCUGGUGGUGAUUACCCAGCUGGGCAAUCUGGGUCCGCUGUUGUACACGGGUCUGCAGAAGGUCCGAGCUUUCCGGGACUCGUACAUGAUCUACGCGGUGCUGAUCGUGGGAACCGUGGGGGCCAUCUGUAUGGCGUUCCUGUACGAGGUGACGGCGCACGUGUUCGGCGCCGAGCGGUCUGUGGCGAUGUUCGUGUGCGUGUUCGCGCUGGCCCUGGUCGGCUGUACCAGUUCGGUGCUCUUCAUGCCCUACAUGGGCCGGUUCCGGGCGAUCUAUCUGAUCACCUAUCUGAUCGGAGAGGGACUCAGCGGGUUCCUGCCGAGUAUCGUUGCGUUGAUCCAGGGAGUCGGAGGGAACGCCGAGUGCAUUCCCAACAAUUCCACCGAUUUGGAUGCCCCGGAAUUCAUCAGCUACACACCCCCGCCACGUUUCGGAUCGAUGGAGUACUUCAUCUUUGUGUUUGUGGUUUUGAUCAUCAGCACGGUUGCGUUCACGGUACUCGACAACCAUCCACGGUGUCGGAAGGAGUACGCAGCGGUGGUGAUCAAUCAUGGCAACGACUACACCUACGAUAACGACCAUCCCACGACGCACGAGAAAGCCAACGGCGCCGUCAAGGUGGAACAAAGCAAAAUUCUCUCGAAUCGCAACUACGCCUAUCUCAUGAUUCUGCUCGGAAUCCUGUGCAUGUUCGGGAACGGAAUCUUCCCCAGCAUACAGUCGUACUCGUGCCUGCCGUACGGAAAUGUGGCAUACCACCUGACGGUGACGCUCAGCACGAUGGCCAAUCCGGUGGCGUGCUUCCUGGCGGUGUUCCUGCCGCACACCUCAAUCAGAGCCAUUACGUCGAUUUCGCUGCUGUCGGCACUGUUUGCGGUGUAUGCGCUGCUGACGGCCUUCAUGAGCCCGUCUCCGCCGCUGAUGGGACGGGCCAUCGGGGAUGCACUGGUGAUCGCCACCUGGACCAUCCUGAUUGGACUGGUCAGCUACGUACGCCUCUCGAUCACCACCGUCUUUCGGUACCAGGGCGGCAAAUCGCUAGUGUGGGUGGGUGCCGUCACCCAAAUCGGAUCCCUGCUCGGUUCGAUCCUCUCGUUCUCGCUGGUUAAUUUUACCGACCUGUUCCAGCAGUACUAUCCAUGUUGAUGUUGUAUGGUGGUUUCCGUUGAUCUGAUGUAUGGUAGGAGCGCCGUUUUUAGAGGUUAAGUGUUGCAAUGGACUUGAUUAGUUAAGUAUUACAUUUUCUAUAGUGUUUGACCUAUUUCUGUAGGGGUUGUUUUAGGCCGUUUUUUCGGUCAUGCCGGAAACAUGUUAGUAAUUGUUAGUAACAGACUGCGUAACCUACUAUUUUGAGUGCUGUGGAUGGGUGUAGCCGUUGCCGAAUGUGUGUUUACUUCAUCUGAAGGUGAAUGUCUUCGAAUGUCUGGAUUGUGGUGUGUGCGUGCAGCUCAUAUAUUUAUGAUCAAGUUCAAACGGUACUCAUUACUAAAUUCCUGAAAGGAAUUUCGUGGUUGAUGCAACUUUUUCGAUUGCUAAACGUGAUGGUGUUUCGAAAUUUUUAAUGCAAAGAACUAUAUCUUGGAUAUGUUGUCCUUAUUA